GGGUGAUGCAACGCGCUCCCAACCACAGUCGCACACAGCGAGGCGCGCACUGCCCAGCGCUCUUCCCGCGCCGCCGCUCCAGCGGACCCGCCAGCCCGCGCGCCGGCUGUGCGCCCUCUGUGCUCGCCCGCCGGCCCCACAGACAAACAGCCCGACCCCACCCCGACCCAGCCCGCCCGCCCUCCGGACCCUGGGCGCCCCGAGUGGAGCCAGGAGCAAAAUGAUGCUUCAACACCCAGGCCAGGUCUCUGCCUCGGAAGUCAGUGCCUCUGCCAUCGUCCCCUGCCUGUCCCCUCCUGGGUCACUGGUGUUUGAGGAUUUUGCUAACCUGACACCCUUUGUCAAGGAAGAGCUGAGGUUCGCCAUCCAGAGCAAGCACCUCUGCCACCGGAUGUCCUCGGCGCUGGAGUCAGUCACCAUCAGCGGCAGACCCCUUGAGAUGUCGGUCACCAAAGCCGAGGUAGCCCCUGAAGAAGAUGAAAGGAAAAAGAGGCGACGGGAAAGAAAUAAGAUUGCAGCUGCCAAGUGCCGAAACAAGAAGAAGGAGAAGACAGAGUGCCUGCAGAAAGAGUCAGAGAAGCUGGAGAGCGUGAAUGCCGAACUGAAGGCCCAAAUUGAGGAGCUCAAGAAUGAGAAGCAGCAUUUGAUAUACAUGCUCAACCUGCACCGGCCCACAUGCAUUGUCCGGGCUCAGAACGGGAGGACUCCAGAAGAUGAGAGAAACCUUUUUAUCCAACAGAUAAAAGAGGGAACACUGCAGAGCUAAGCAGCCGUGGUAUGGGGCAACUGCGGAGUCCUCAUCGAAUCCUCCUUUUACAUCCGAAACCCUGAAGCCAUUGGAGAUCUGACUUCCUGUGCACCUCUUGAAUCCCAGCAGCAAAGAACCAUCAAGGCGGGAGGGCCCUCGGUGACUCAGCCGGGCCUUUCCACUCUACCCCAGAGUGGACUUUGGACCAGGGCAACAAGGGCAUCUUUUUCCUCAACUCCAGAAUUUAGGCCUUAACAUCUUGGCCAUCCUUGGAUUCUCCAGAUGGCCCCUGGUUAGGGUCCUGCCUGCCUUUCAUCUGGAUUCUGCAAAAACCAGGCCUCCCACCAUUAGGAUUCAUGCAGAAGAAGCAUCUGUACCUCGGGUGGGUGGGGUGGGGCCACCUCCUCUGCUGCCGCUGCCACUGUCACUUGUAGGGGACGUGGAGUGAGAAUGGCAUUUUGUGAAGUUGUGCGAUGGCCAGGGUUGUGCUUUCUAGCAAAUAUGCUGUUCUGUACAGGAAUUACCGUGUGCAAGGCGUUCGUUUCAAAACUAGGCGUUGUGCUCUUCUGAUGUUUGCGCAGUACACCACCACUGUGACUUUCUCGUGACUUUCCUCAGAUCUGGUUUCUGAGAAUUUGGGGGGGCUAUCAGCACGUGCAGUGUCUUGCAAAGUAUUCAGGUGGCCAGAGGAGCUUGUCAGCCCCGGGAGAACAGAAUUGUGCCAGCCUGGACUGAGUGCAGUUUUGUGCCAACAGAGAAGGCCUCUCCCCCUUGGCACCCAAGCAUUAACGCAGGUCCUCUGUUGCAAACUCAGUUAUAAUGUCAUAGGAAGAAAGCAGAAACAGAGUCCAGCUUCCAAAGGGUUAGGAUUCUCUGCUCAGUGACUUAGGUCAGGAAUUUUUUCUAGGCCGGAAGAGCCAAAGAAUAUUCCAUUUUCCUUUUCUUGCGGUUGAAAACCACAAUCAGCGGAGAUGCGUUUGAAGCCAGGUGAUGCCUAGGCUUUAGCAUUAUUAGAUGUUAACGGCAUUGUUUCUGUCAUGCAGAUGUUUGUAGAAAUCGGGCCCAGAGCAUUUAUAGCUGUGAGACAGUCACUCACACUGGCCAUGAGGACUCUGGCUACUGUCUGUUUAAAUUCUGACGUUUCUGUGAAAUCCUCAGAGUGUUUAAUCCUACUCAGUAGUAUCAUUACAAUUUUCUGUAAAAGAAGAUAUUACUUAUUUAUCCUAGUAUUCCUAACCUGUCAAUAUAAUAAAUAUUGGAACCAAGACAUGGUGAACUUAAGUGCUGUGCUGGUUUGUGUUCUUUUAAAUUGGUUGUUUGUUGAGAUCUAACCAUUCCCCUCCCCUCUCCUUUGGAGACGGUGGUGUAGGGGGUGGUCUCGAGCUUUAAAUAUUCUUCAGGUGUUGUUCUUUGUUCUCUGGGGUGCCACUAGGUGGGAUUUUUGACUUUCAAUCCUGUUCCUCAGUCUGUGGUUUCUGACGCUCAAUUUCUCAUUGACAAACCCUAGGGCACAGCAGCAAGCAUAUCUUUUAGAUUGUUUGGUAUUAAGAUAGAAUUUUGGGGGCUUCCCUGGUGGCGCAGUGGUUAAGAAUCCGCCUGCCAACGCAGGGGACACGGGUUCAAUCCCUGGUCCAGGAAGACCCCACAUGCCACGGAACAACUAAGCCUGUGCGCCACAACUACUGAGCCUGCGCUCUAGAGCCUGAGAGCCACAACUACUGAAGCCCAUGUGCCUAGAGCCCGUGCUCCACAACAAGAGAAGCCACCGCAAUGAGAAGCCCGCGCACCACAAUGAAGAGUAGCCCCCGCUCGCCGCAACUAGAGAAAGCCUGUGCAGAGCAACAAAGACCCAACACAGCCAAAAAAAAAUAAAAUACAUUUAUUAAAAAAAGAUAGAAUUUUGAUAUAAAAUCUGAAUACCUCAACUACCAGUUUCUCUGAAUAUACAAAAGCCUAAAAUGUACACCUGUUGCUCAACUUGAACCUUACAAUGUCACAGAACUCCUCGUGUUCACUUGAAUUACAUCUCUUAUAACAUCCAAGUUUGUGUCUCAUUGUUGCAAAUAGGUAUUUCAAAUUUGGAAAAGAAUGGCAGUGAGGAUGGGGAGGAAGAGAGAGUAUAACUUUAGACGGGAUAGGUGUGAUAAUUCAAAGAAAAUAGUCCACCUAAUUUUCUGGAAUCUCCAGAGCAUAUGAUUCCUUAGGUCUAGAACAGAACCAGGGUCCCUUGCUCUUUCCCUGUGCACAUAUGUAACACUCACAGGCUGGGAAUAAAAUUUGGCUACUCUGCCACCAAUGCCAUUUUUCAGAGAGAUCCUUGCUUCCUUGAAUGUUCAUGCACAUGAAGCAUGCCUGCUCCUUUGAACUCAUGUAUAGUUCCUUUAAACUGUCACCUGUGACACAGGCAUCCUAAUUUUGCUGCUUUAACUACAUAUCAGGGGCAGUUCCUAAUCUGCACAGAGCAUCUGGGGGAAGUACCAUUUACCACUUCUUUCAGGAGAUAAUCUAUUUUCCUUGUCUUAGUGGAGGGGGAUGAAUUUCCUGGCAUUUACCUUCUGGAUGAGCCACCAAUCAGCUGUUAUGAAACUUAAGACAGUUUUAAAGCUGCCAUGGACAACAACGAAUUAGAGAGGAAGGAAGGGGGAAGUGGCAAUGGCAAGAAAAACUGAUCUGGGAAACGCAUGUAAAUCAUCAGUGGAACUGUAAGUUCUCUUAACAAAUGCAUUAAAAAUAGUUUUGUUUUCUGUAA
This is a messenger RNA of Balaenoptera ricei (Rice's whale), 3497 nucleotides long. RefSeq names its product activating transcription factor 3 (gene ATF3). Gene Ontology annotation, molecular function: RNA polymerase II cis-regulatory region sequence-specific DNA binding; DNA-binding transcription factor activity, RNA polymerase II-specific. Lineage: Eukaryota; Metazoa; Chordata; Mammalia; Artiodactyla; Balaenopteridae. The record is from RefSeq and is a predicted model, not a curated record. The transcript has 4 exons. Gene Ontology annotation, cellular component: nucleus. Gene Ontology annotation, biological process: regulation of transcription by RNA polymerase II. Bases 221 to 766 code for a protein of 181 amino acids.